This is a messenger RNA of Thamnophis sirtalis, 373 nucleotides long. NCBI's taxonomy places the organism in Eukaryota, Metazoa, Chordata, Lepidosauria, Squamata, Natricidae. The record is from RefSeq and is a predicted model, not a curated record.
GCUGGCCACCCAUUUCAACAGCGCUGUGCCCAAUCAGCUUAUUCAAAUAGCAAGCAGAAAUGGGAGGCUCCUGUAUACCUCCUUUUCUUGGAUUGCGUCUGGCAGAUCCUUCGUCAGUUUCCUUGCUCCUUUGAGUUCAACUAUCAUUUUCUCAUCAUGCUCUUUGAACAUUCUUACGCCUCUCAGUUUGGAACUUUCCUGGGUAACAAUGAAAAUGAAAGGUCUAAGCUUAAAUUGUCUCAGAAGACAAUGUCCUUGUGGUCCUGGGUGAAUCGGCCAGAAGAGCUCAAUCGAUUUAAGAACCCUCUCUUUGAAGCCAACAGUCUAGUCAUCUGGCCUUCUGUUGCACCACAAAGUCUGCAGCUGUGGGAAG